GGACCUUACCAACCCACCAACCGACUACCCACCUCGAAACCCCGCCGCCGUAUCGGCAACUGCUCGCCUGAGCGCCUUCAGAGGUUUACCAUUCGCCGACGUUUCUCAACUACACAGCCAAGAUGAGCGGCCGACGCGACUUUCUGAGCAUGCCUGCGCCCGAGAACUACGUAGCUGGUCUCGGGCGUGGCGCUACCGGCUUCACGACUCGAAGCGACUUAGGUCCAGCGAGAGAAGGGCCAUCGGAAGAACAAAUGAAGGAGAUGCUGGCGAAGAGAGCAGCCUCCCUUGGUCAGGCAGCUCCUUCCGCAUACGGUGUUACAGAAAAGAAAGAGGAGGACGAGGAUGAAGAUCGAUUCCAGGACCCCGAUAACGAAGUCGGACUGUUCUCAAGCGGCAUGAACUACGACAAAGAUGACGACGAGGCAGAUCGGAUAUACCAGGACGUGGACGAAAAGAUGGACAAGCGACGGCGAGCUAGAAGGGAAGCCCGCGAGCAGAAAGAACGCGACGAAUACGAACGGAACAACCCCAAGAUUCAGCUCCAAUUCGCGGACCUGAAACGAGCCCUCGGUAGCGUAUCCGAAGAAGAAUGGGCAGCGUUGCCGGAGGUGGGGGAUAUGACUGGAAAAGCGAAGCGGGCACGAGAGGCACGAAUGGCAAACUCCAGGUCAUACGCUGUGCCAGAUAGCGUUAUCCAGGCUGCAUCACAGUCAGGACAGCUGGAGACCUCGAUCUCCACCGACUCCGACGGUACAAUGACCAAUUUCGCGUCCAUCGGGGCCGCACAGAAAUCGGCGCUUCAAGUACGGCUCGACUCGGCUGCGAACAACCCUGGCACGCAGACGACGACGUCGACGACCUCCGGGACUGCGACCUCUGUUGACCCACGGGGUUAUAUCACUGCCCUUGAUAAGAAGCAGGCUAUGGGUGAAGAGUUGCCUGUUGAGGACAUCAAUCGCGCGCGGGUGCUUCUGGAAUCUGCUGUCAAGACAAAUGUGCACAACGGCCCCGGGUACGUCGCCCUUGCCCGGUUAGAGGAGGUUGCAGGCAAGAUUCAUACAGCGAAGAAAAUCAUUCAGCAAGGCUGUCAGAUGUGUCCGAAGUCGAUAGUCGUGUGGGAAGAAGCAAUUCGACUCAACCGCGAAAAUCUACACAAUGCCAAGGUUAUUGCCGCCUCCGGUAUCAAGCUCAACCCUAAAGCGAUCAAACUAUGGAUGGCCGCGAUCGACCUGGAGCAGACGCCGGAUGCGCGCAAGAAGGUGGCACGACAAGCUUUAGAUCACAAUCCGCAGUCCGUAGAGCUGUGGAAGAUUCUGAUCAAUGACACCGACGAUAUCGAGAGGGUGAAGCUUCUCUUCGCCAAGGCCACCGAGACCGUGAAACUGUCGGAGGAACUUUGGAUAUCCUAUGCACGUGUUAGUGGUCCUGAAGAGGCUCAGCAGAUUCUCAACGCGGCGCGGAAAGCUAUUCCCACAAGCUGGGCUAUCUGGGUGCAUGCGUGUAGGCUGCAAGAAGAGAUGGGAAGGGUCAACCUCUGCGACAAGAUUAUGGAGCGUGCGGUGAAAGCCCUAAUCAAGGAAAAUGCCAUGCCCAAACGAGAAGAAUGGAUCACACAGGCAGAAGUAUGCGAGGAAGAAAACGACAUCGUCACGGCAGGCUCAAUCGUAAAAGCGACAAUCGGAUGGGGCCUGGAUGAGAAUGAUGACCGGAGGGACGUCUGGCUGGAGGAUGCGAAGAGCACUUCUGCACGCGGCCAUCACGAGGUGGCCAGGGCCAUCCUCGCGCACACAGUGUCUAUCUUCCCGUACAGCACAACCGUCUGGCAUGCGUCGGCCGAUUUGGAGAAGCAUCAUGGCUCAACCGAAGCUCUGUUAAGCGUGCUGGAGAGAGCCGCGAACGCCUGUCCACACUCCGAAUCUCUAUGGCUGCUAUACGCCCGAGAGAUGUGGCAAGCCGGCGACGCGGAGGGGGCACGUAAGGUACUCGGCCGAUCCUUCGAGCAAUUACCCGGUAACGAGAAUCUGUAUACGCGCGCCGUCGAUUUUGAGGUUGAUGCCGAAAACUACGCCCAAGCCCGGACAUUCCUACAAAUCGCUCGAGAGUCUGCCGCUACGGACCGUAUCUUUAUGAAAUCGGCUGUUUUGGAGCGGCAACUCGGAGCCUAUGAAGAGGCGAUCGAUAUCUGCAACCAGGGCCUGCAGACGUGGCCAGGUAGCUGGAAACUGCAUGCCAUCAAAGGCCAAAUAUACGAGUCGCUCUCCAAGCUGAAGGAGGCCCAGGAGGUGUAUUCAAUUGGCACACGCGCAGCGCCUAAAGCGCCAGUUCUGUACAUCCUGUUGUCGCGCAUCCAGGAGAGACAGGGCGCUAUCGUCAAAGCCCGCUCAACGCUCGACAGAGGCCGCCAACAGAACCCGAAGAACGCUGAGCUGCUCUGCGAGGCCGUCCGUCUCGAACGCCGUCAAAACAACAUCAACGCCGCCCAGAAAAUCAUGGCUGCCGCACUCCAGGAAUGCCCUACCUCGGGCCUCCUGUGGGCCGAGAAGAUCAUGCACCUGGAGACGCGAACUCAACGUAAGCCUCGCGCGCUAGAAGCCAUCAAGAAAGUCGAGAAGGAUCCGCAGCUCUUCAUCGUCGUGGCGCGGAUCUUCUGGUCAGAGCGCCGGCUCGACAAGGCAGCUACCUGGUUCACCAAGGCGGUCGUUCUGGACCCGGAUUACGGCGACGGCUGGGUGUGGUACUACAAGUUCCUGGAGCAACACGGUACGGAAGAGAAGAAGGCGGAGGUGCUUAGUAAGGCGGCCAUGGCGGAGCCGAAGCAUGGCGAGAUCUGGCAGAGUGUGGCGAAGGAUCCGAAGAACUUUAGGAAGGGCGUUGAGGAGGUGCUAAGGAUUGCUGCGGCGAAGGCGGAGUAG
Trematosphaeria pertusa is the source of this 2915-nucleotide messenger RNA. RefSeq lists its product as uncharacterized. The record is from RefSeq and is a predicted model, not a curated record. Lineage: Eukaryota; Fungi; Ascomycota; Dothideomycetes; Pleosporales; Trematosphaeriaceae. Gene Ontology annotation, biological process: spliceosomal tri-snRNP complex assembly; mRNA splicing, via spliceosome. The coding region runs from base 123 to 2915 and encodes 930 amino acids. The transcript is spliced from 2 exons. Gene Ontology annotation, cellular component: U4/U6 x U5 tri-snRNP complex; catalytic step 2 spliceosome. Gene Ontology annotation, molecular function: protein binding.